AUGUACGAUCGCUGGUUCUCGAGGAUUCCUGGGUGGAUUGGCCAGCACCAUAGCCUCUAUGACCUGGAGCUUAGUGUUCAGGAUGUGUAUGGGGAUGACGUUGGGAUUCUCUCACAGUUGCCCUCCCUUGUCCGCCUCGACUUGCACAUCCAUGGAGUUCCUAAAGACAAGAUCAUCAUCCGUGGAAGAGGAUUCCCUGCUCUCAAGCAUUUUACAGUUGGAUGUUUCAGGAUAUCAUACCUGGCCUUUGAGGCAGGGGCGAUGCCGAAGCUUGAAAGGCUCGAGCUAUGUUUCAAUGCACAGGGAUGGGACAGGUAUGGUGGUGUGCCUGCUGGCAUCGAGUACCUAUCAGGCCUCAAGGAAGUCAUCGGAAACAUCGGGGGCCGAUAUGCAAAGGGAUCCAAUAGAAGGGCUGCAGAGUGCGCGCUCAGGGACGUGGCUGGCCUGCACCCAGGUCACCCUGUAUCCAACAUCAAACUGAUGGGCGGGAGGUAUGUAUUUGAUGGCAAAUACGAUGAGCCCCGGGAAGAAGAGGACGGGAAUAGUAGUGCCUAG
Molecule: messenger RNA, 555 nt
Organism: Miscanthus lutarioriparius
Lineage: Eukaryota; Viridiplantae; Streptophyta; Magnoliopsida; Poales; Poaceae
Source: the annotation of a GenBank genome assembly